Cucumis sativus (cucumber) is the source of this 2197-nucleotide messenger RNA. Its product is annotated as carotenoid cleavage dioxygenase 7, chloroplastic. Gene Ontology annotation, cellular component: chloroplast stroma. Gene Ontology annotation, molecular function: 9-cis-epoxycarotenoid dioxygenase activity. The record is from RefSeq and is a predicted model, not a curated record. The transcript has 7 exons. NCBI's taxonomy places the organism in Eukaryota, Viridiplantae, Streptophyta, Magnoliopsida, Cucurbitales, Cucurbitaceae. Gene Ontology annotation, biological process: carotene catabolic process. The coding region runs from base 84 to 1928 and encodes 614 amino acids.
UUUCUUUAAAUCCUCGAGUAUAUAAAUUUAAAAACCACCAUGGCAAAGCCCCAACAAAUAAAAGAUCAAAACUUUCCAAAGUGAUGAAGGCCAAUUCACUCACUUCAUCUCUUCCCCUCCAAUUUCCAUCGCCCAUCAAACUUCCUCCUCCGUCCACCGGUAUACGAUUCCCAUCUUCUCUAACUCCCAAAGCCAUAUCGAUUUCCACCCCAAACACCCACCGGAUAUCCAUCAACAAAAACGACGACGACGACGAUUCCAUCGCAGCCUUUUGGGACUACCAAUUCCUCUUCAUUUCACAGAGGACCGAGACCGAAAACCCUGCCGUCCUCCGCCUAGUCGAUGGCGCCAUACCAUCAGAUUUCCCUUCCGGCACCUACUACCUUACCGGACCGGGCAUGUUCUCCGACGACCAUGGAUCGACAGUGCAUCCCCUUGACGGUCAUGGGUAUUUAAGAGCGUUUGUUUUCGAGAAGGAUCACGAGGUGACUUUCAUGGCGAAGUACGUGAAAACGGAGGCGAAAAUGGAAGAGCAUGAUCCGGAGACCGAUAGGUGGCGGUUUACACAUAGAGGACCGUUCUCGGUGUUGAAGGGAGGGAAGAAAUUAGGGAAUACUAAGGUGAUGAAAAAUGUGGCCAAUACGAGUGUGCUCCGGUGGGGUGGCCGCCUUCUCUGCCUUUGGGAGGGCGGCGAUCCCUACGAAAUUCGGGCGGAGGAUUUGGAUACGGUUGGGAAAUUUUGUGCUUUCCACGGUGGUGAUGAUCAUGAUUCGCCGUCCCGCGGCGGAGGUUACGAUGGUGGGUUUUGGCGUUUUGCGGCGGAGCUUUUGAAGCCUGUGCUAUAUGGAGUAUUCAAGAUGCCACCGAAGAGGUUAUUGUCUCAUUACAAAGUUGAUGCACAAAGGAAUAGACUUCUCGUAAUGUCAUGCAAUGCUGAGGAUAUGCUUCUACCAACUAGCCAUUUCACUUUUUAUGAAUUUGAUAGCAAUUUCAAGUUAUUACAAAAGAAGGAUAUGGUUAUUGAUGAUCACUUGAUGAUUCAUGAUUGGGCUUUCACUGAUAACCAUUAUAUCCUCUUUGCUAAUCGAAUUAAGCUUGAUGUCAUCGGUGCAAUGAGUGCAAUUAGUGGAAUAUCUCCAAUGAUAUCUGCACUUAGUGUAAACACAAACAAAAGCACUUCUCCAAUUUAUUUGAUCCCAAGAUUUGGUGAAGACUCAAAAAAAGACGAUUGGAAAGAAACUAUUGUUGAAGUUCCUUCAAGGCUUUGGCUUCUUCAUGUUGGCAAUGCCUUUGAGACUAUUCAUGAAGAUGGUACCUUAGACUUCGAAAUCCAUGCCUCUUCUUGCUCAUAUCAAUGGUUCAAUUUCAAAAAAUUAUUUGGUUAUAAUUGGCAGACUGGAAAACUUGAUCCUUCUGUUAUGAACCCAAAUGAAACCAAAAGUAAGCAAUUUCCUCACCUAGUUAAGGUAAGCAUUAGUUUAAGUAAGAAUGGGAAGUGUGAAAAGUGCAGUGUGGAACCUUUGAACCAAUGGCCAAAAUCCUCAGAUUUUCCAGUGAUAAACCCUAAGUUCUCAGGUCUAAAACACAAUUACUUAUAUGCUGCAACUUCCUCCGGUAACCGGCGGUCGCUACCGUCGUUUCCAUUUGAUAUGAUCGUAAAGCUCGACACAGUCACAAACACUGUCCGAACGUGGUUUGCUGGUAAUCGGAGAUUCGUUGGAGAACCUGUUUUUGUUCCCAAAGGAGAUAAAGAAGAUGAUGGAUAUCUUCUCGUGGUUGAGUAUGCAGUAUCAAUACAAAGAUGCUAUCUUAUUAUUUUGGAGGCUCAAAGAUUUGGAGAAGCAGAUGGAGUUGUGGCAAGAUUUGAAGUCCCUAAGCACUUGAAUUUCCCUAUUGGCUUCCAUGGCUUUUGGGCUGCUAAUACCUAAUUAAUUAGACAAUGCUCCAAAGGGAAGAAAAGUUGUGAGCUGUAGUUCAACAAAAUGGGUGUCCUAAUUUGAGCUCUAUUAAAUUUAUGAAACCAAUAAUCACUAGUUUAAAACACUACUGUUCUCUUGAUAAUAUGUAUACACAUGUAAACACUCCACAUUUUUGUGUGUAUUUCUAUAUAUAUGUAAUAUGCCAAAGAUCUAUUAUAGAUUCGAUAAUUUGAGUCCUUACUCAACUUUAAUUAGUAUAAUACCAUUAAUUAGUUUAA